This is a messenger RNA of Anolis carolinensis (green anole), 619 nucleotides long. Its product is annotated as large ribosomal subunit protein eL43-like. Gene Ontology annotation, biological process: translation. The record is from RefSeq and is a predicted model, not a curated record. Gene Ontology annotation, molecular function: structural constituent of ribosome. NCBI's taxonomy places the organism in Eukaryota, Metazoa, Chordata, Lepidosauria, Squamata, Anolidae. The coding region runs from base 37 to 312 and encodes 91 amino acids. Gene Ontology annotation, cellular component: ribosome. The transcript has a single exon.
UUUUGCUUUCUUUCUGCAGCCUGUAGCAGUGUCAAGAUGGCCAAUCGCACCAAGAAGGUUGGGAUCGUGGGUAAAUAUGGUACCCGAUAUGGAGCUUCUGUGAGGAAGAUGGUGAAGAAGAUUGAAAUUAGCCAGCAGGCCAAGUACACCUGCUCCUUCUGUGGCAAGACUAAAAUGAAGAGGGAAGCAGUGGGUAUUGGCACUGUUCCAUAUAUGAAAACAGUGGCUGAUGAUGCCUGGAUAUUCAGCAUCACUUCAGCAGUGACAGUGAAAUCUGCUAUUAUAAGACUGAAGGGAUUAAAAGACCAGUAAAGCAUAUUUUUUGUUCCAGUACUGUUUGUCUUAUUCCAGUGUCUCAAAACACCAAUUAAAGGUGUUUGUAAAGCUAAAAAAAUAGAUGUGGUUCUGCGGCAUUCUAAAAGCUUUGUUUGAUCAGAAUAAGAAUUGUUCCUUGGGAAGGCUCUUUCACUGAAAGUUUCAUCAAGUGCCUGUUACUUUAAAUAUAUUUGCACUUCAACAUUCUGAUCCAUAACCAUGAAAGGAACAUUAUUGUUAAAGUUUUAUCUAUCUUCUUCCUUACAUUUUUAACAUUACAAAAUAAAGUCAUACAAAGCAAAUG